Molecule: messenger RNA, 1176 nt
Organism: Mizuhopecten yessoensis (Yesso scallop)
Lineage: Eukaryota; Metazoa; Mollusca; Bivalvia; Pectinida; Pectinidae
Exons: 1
Coding region: 1-1176 (391 amino acids)
Source: RefSeq, a predicted model, not a curated record
AUGACGGCAAUUACAGAACGCGCAUCUCCUAGACAUGUAUUCGUCAUACAGGAACAACUGAGGACCCAAAUUACAUCCCAUGUACAUGAAGCAAAGACUGUGAUAAAAGACUUUAAAGAAACACAAGUCAAGCUGGAAACAAAAGAUGCAAUAUUAAAGAUCGCGAACUAUAUCCUUUCUGUAGGACACAUCAUAGAAAAUGAAACUUCAUCUACACCUGUUCAGAAUGCUUUGGCUCAAAUAGAGGAAAACAUUAACAUCCUCAGACAAAAACAAGAUCUGUCAUUGUUGGAGGAUUCUGUGUCAUCCUCUGAUAUGCUAGAAUCCUUGAUCAUCACUCGUCCUUUGGAGGAUGUAGGAGGUUUGGAUUCCAUUACAGCGACCACAAGGAAAGUAAAGAGUUUAACCCAUUCGGGAUCCUUGGGAGAUACACGGCUUACUGGAGGGACAUACCUCCCUGAUGGCCGUCUACUGCUGGCUGAUAACAGGAACGGACAAAUUGUGAUGUAUGACAACAAGUACAACCUGAUUAACCAACAUCUGUUGGAAAUACAGCCAUUUGAUAUCGCUUACAGUAACAAACACAAGGUAGUGCUAGUAAGGUCUACUACAGAUAUACAACAGUACACUAUUAAUGGUGAUGAUCUAAGGUACAUCAGUGCUAGUCCAUUGCCAGAUCAUUCCAGUUCAACAUACCACAGUGGUAUCGCUGCACAUGACGAUACCAUACUAUUGGGUACAGAUAACUCUGUAUACAUGUUGGCAAUGGAUGGAACCGAACAGAAACGUAUUCCUCGGAAUGGACGAUGCGCAUAUGUAGCUGUGUGUAGUGAACUGGGACGGAUUUGUUAUCCAGACAAUAACAAAGUAGUGAGCUGCAAAAUAGACGGAACGGAAAUAUUCCGGUAUUAUAACGGGAAUUUUCGAUACAUAAGAGGUGUGUCAUUUGACAGGUCAGGUAGCAUAUAUGUGUGUUGUGACGGCCCUAGCUACAAGGUGCAUCAGAUACCAAGGGACGGACAGAGAGGUCGUGAACUUAUGCUGGACCAAAGUGAAAUCAGUAAGCCCUUAUAUGUCAUGUACCACACAUCAGAUGACAUGCUAUUGGUGACAGCGAAAAUCUUAAAUCAAAAUGUUAAGUUUGAAGUUUUCGAGUUAGGGAAUUUCACAAAAUGA